CAGUUGGUGUACUUGUCAAUUCGCCCAUCAUUCCUGAAGCAGCCCGGCCUGGAGCUGAGGCGAGAGCUCCGCCUCUUCUUCCUCCUCGCGACGCCCGCCUCAGAAACCAAUCACGCAUCCACGCCUCUCCUGUGGUGGUGAUGCGAGCAACUGUAGCUUCGGUCCGAGCCAAAGAAUCGCGCUUGGUGCUCUCCUCCGGUGGCUGGUGAUCCACCUGAGAAUCCACUGUAGCUUUCUCUGCUGUCGCUUGGGAUUCUUCCCCCGUCGUGGUGACUGUGACCAAGAAAUCGAUGCGAGUGGCGCCAAGAUUUCGCCGUUCGAGGAGGGGGGGCGUGCUCUAGUGCGGGGGAGCAUUAAUGGGCGGCGCGGCGGCGGUGCUGGUGGUGGUGGUUCUGUGCCUGGCGCUCGGCGGCGGCGCGGCGGGGGCGCGGCCGAGCGAGGUGUCCAUCGGCGCGCUCUACACCUACGACUCGGUGAUUGGCCGCGCCGCGCGGCUGGCCACCGAGCUCGCCGUCGAGGACGUGAACGCCGACGGCACGGUGCUGGCCGGGACCACGCUGAAGCUCAUCUCCCAUGACACCAACUGCAGCGGGUUUGUUGGAACCAUCGAAGCAUUGCAAUUAAUGGAGAAAAGCGUGAUUGCUGUCAUUGGCCCACAGUCUUCUGGAAUAGGCCAUGUUAUUUCACAUGUUGUUAAUGAGCUACACGUUCCUCUUUUAUCAUUUGGAGCGACUGAUCCAACUCUUUCAGCAUCGGAGUAUCCUUACUUUUUAAGGAGUACCAUAAGUGAUUAUUUCCAAAUGCAAGCUGUUGCUAGCAUUGUUGAUUACUAUCAAUGGAAAGAGGUGACUGCUGUUUUUGUUGACGAUGAUUAUGGGCGAGGUGGGAUGUCAGCCCUUAGUGAUGCGCUUGCAUUACAGCGGGCAAGAAUUUCAUAUAAAGCAGCGAUUCCUCCAAAUUCAAAUGUAGAAACGAUCAAUAAUGUACUGUUUAGAGCAAACAUGAUGGAAUCAAGGGUGUUUGUUGUGCAUGUUAAUCCUGACACAGGAAUGAGAAUAUUUUCUAUAGCUAACAAGCUCCGUAUGAUGGACAGUGGCUACGUCUGGAUAGUAACCGAUUGGCUAGCUGCUGUCCUGGACUCCUCAGGGGCUGGAGAUCUUAGAACCAUGAGCUAUAUGCAAGGAUUAAUUUUCCUCCGUCAACACUUUCCUGAUUCUGAAGCCAAGAAGAAGUUUGUAUCUAAAUGGAACAACAUGGCUCGUAAUAGGGGCAUUGCUUCUGGCUUGAAUGCAUAUGGUUUUUAUGCUUAUGACUCAGUCUGGAUAGUUGCCCAUGCUAUCGAUCAAUUUCUCGAUAGUGGGCAGCAGAUAAAUUUCUCUGCAGAUCCAAGGUUGCAUGAUUCAAAUGGCAGCGCACUGAGUUUCUCGACUCUUAAGAUAUUUGACGGUGGUGAGCAGUUGCUACAACAAGUUCUGCUCACAAACUUUACAGGCCUAACAGGUCAGGUUCAGUUUGAUUCAGACCACAAUUUGGUUCACCCAGCAUAUGAUAUCCAUAAUAUUGGCAGUUCUGGGUCACAUUUGGUUGGCUAUUGGUCUAAUUAUUCUGGCCUUUCUGUUACUACUCCUGAAAGUUUGUAUGAGAAGCCGGCCAAUACAUCUAUAAAUGCUCAGCAGCUGUCCAAUGUGGUUUGGCCAGGUGACCCUGCUUCUAAACCUAAGGGGUGGGUUUUCCCAAACAAUGGUCAGCCUCUGAGAGUUGGUGUUCCAAAUAAAGCAAGCUUUCAUGAGUUGGUAUCACGUUCUGCUGGUCCUGAUAAUGUGACUGGUUACUGCAUUGAUAUAUUCAACGCAGCAAUAAAACUGCUUCCUUACCCAGUUCCUUGCCAAUUCAUAAUGAUUGGGGAUGGUUCGAAGAAUCCUAACUAUGACGACAUUAUUAAUAUGGUUGCUACCAACUCCCUUGAUGCAGCUGUAGGUGACUUUGCUAUUGUGAGAAACAGAACAAAGAUUGCAGAAUUUACACAGCCUUAUAUUGAGUCAGGGCUUGUCAUAGUAGCGCCAACGAAAGAUGCAAAUUCAAGUGCUUGGGCAUUCCUUAAACCCUUCACACUAGAAAUGUGGUGUGUAACAGGUGCUCUUUUUAUUUUUGUUGGAAUAGUUGUUUGGAUCCUUGAACAUCGGACCAAUGAGGAGUUUCGAGGCUCUCCAAGACGGCAGGUGAUAACAAUAUUUUGGUUUAGUUUCUCAACAAUGUUCUUUGCACAUAGACAGAACACCGUAAGUGCACUAGGGCGGUUUGUGCUGAUAAUAUGGUUGUUUGUCGUGCUGAUCAUCAAUUCAAGUUAUACGGCUAGUCUCACGUCAAUUCUCACAGUCCAACAGCUUGCAACUGGAAUAACUGGGAUUGACAGUUUGAUUUCAAGUGCUUUACCUAUUGGAUACCAGGCUGGAAAGUUUACUAAAAAUUACCUGAUUGAAGAACUCAAUGUUCCUGAAUCUCGGUUAGUACCACUAAGCACAAUUGAUGAGUAUGCCGAUGCCCUUAAUCGUGGACCCAAAUAUGGCGGUGUUGCUGCAAUCGUUGAUGAGAUUCCAUAUAUUGAGAUCUUCCUGUCAUACCACUGCAACUUCAGAAUUGUAGGACAGGAAUUCACAAAGGAAGGAUGGGGAUUCGCAUUCCAGAGAGAUUCUCCUCUUGCUGCAGACAUGUCAACUGCCAUCCUUCAACUUUCAGAGAGUGGCCAGCUACAAAGAAUUCACGACGAGUGGUUCACACGGUCGAGCUGCAGCUCUGAUGACAGUGAUACGGGAGCAACCAGGCUUGGCCUUGGAAGUUUUUGGGGCCUCUUUCUUAUGUGUGCUCUAAUAUGUGUAUUCGCUCUCGUUGUGUUCUUCGCAAGAGUCUGCUGGCAGUACUACAAGUACUCAGGUUCUGAAGAUGCUCAUGAGCCCAGCGAUGAUUCUGCUGCCACCACCACAGGCCAAGACGAAGUUGCUGAAAUACAGCGGAGAAAACCAAAGCGCCUUGGUAGCUUCAAAGAACUGAUACAGUUUGUUGACAAAAAGGAAAAUGAAGUUAGGAGAUCGAUGAAGCGGAGACCAAGUGAAAAAGAUAAUCAGGCCAUGGGGUCUUCAGACUCGCAGUCAGUGCCUUAGCCAUGAAAUCGUCUUUCAGAAUUCAGCCUUCAGAUGACAAAGCUUAGUUCUGGACAUUGCAAGGUAUUAUGACAUACCGAGCAUUCUUGCACAGAAAGGAAAAACAUACUAAGUUAGUAGAUAAUAGCAGUAUACAUGUAGAAUCUAGAAAUCCAUUUUUCUCAGGAUUACUCUAUUUCCGUCUCAUAUAUACUUUGUAUGUGCUCAGCAAUUGUUUUCUUAUUUUCUUUUCUCAAUUGAUGAUGCCAGAAGCUGUGCAAUAGUGUAUCAUUUUUACAUGGAUUUGUGAAUUACUGAAUUGUCUAACUGGCAAUACUUAGUUGUGAUCAAUGUUGUAACUGCAUUAAUUUCCAAGCAAAAUGAGCUUCAUCAUAGUCCAUACUAUAUAUACUAGAAAAGGGACAA
Oryza brachyantha (malo sina) is the source of this 3563-nucleotide messenger RNA. Its product is annotated as glutamate receptor 3.5. Gene Ontology annotation, cellular component: plasma membrane. The coding region runs from base 357 to 3158 and encodes 933 amino acids. The transcript has 6 exons. The record is from RefSeq and is a predicted model, not a curated record. Gene Ontology annotation, molecular function: glutamate-gated receptor activity. Lineage: Eukaryota; Viridiplantae; Streptophyta; Magnoliopsida; Poales; Poaceae.